Peromyscus leucopus (white-footed mouse) is the source of this 12140-nucleotide messenger RNA. RefSeq names its product talin 2 (gene Tln2). The record is from RefSeq and is a predicted model, not a curated record. Lineage: Eukaryota; Metazoa; Chordata; Mammalia; Rodentia; Cricetidae. Bases 332 to 7987 code for a protein of 2551 amino acids. The transcript is spliced from 60 exons. Gene Ontology annotation, cellular component: ruffle; plasma membrane; cytoskeleton. Gene Ontology annotation, molecular function: actin filament binding; structural constituent of cytoskeleton; integrin binding. Gene Ontology annotation, biological process: cell-cell adhesion.
GUGCGCUCGCGCUCGCCCUCGGCUCCGGUUCCGCGCCCGGAGCCAGCGGCGGCGGCGGCGGCGGCGCAGCGGGAGCGGAGCCGGCUGCACUCGGGGGCUGGCGCUCUGCAAUGAGACAGUAGCUGCAUCCCCGCGUGCGCUGCUGCAGGGUAACAUCUGGACUGGAAUCGAGGCCCCUCUGGUGCUUGGACAUCCCUAAAUUCCUGGAUCAGCUUGUUGAAGACCGUAUUGCUGCUAGAAGCUUCUCACACUCCUCAGGAUCUUUUCAGUAAGGCUGACACUGCAUAAACUGAGAAUUUAGACACUCUGAACAAAACCCAUCAAGUCAUCUAUGAAAAUGGUGGCGCUAUCCUUAAAGAUCUGUGUCCGCCACUGCAAUGUGGUGAAGACCAUGCAGUUUGAGCCAUCAACAGCUGUAUACGAUGCCUGUCGAGUCAUUCGGGAGCGAGUGCCCGAGGCACAGACUGGACAAGCCUCUGACUAUGGGCUGUUUCUCUCUGAUGAAGACCCCAGGAAAGGGAUUUGGUUAGAAGCAGGGCGGACACUGGAUUACUACAUGCUGCGGAACGGGGAUAUUUUGGAGUACAAGAAGAAACAGAGGCCUCAGAAAAUCCGCAUGUUGGAUGGCUCUGUGAAGACAGUGAUGGUGGACGACUCGAAGACAGUUGGAGAGCUCCUGGUCACCAUCUGCAGCAGGAUAGGAAUAACAAAUUAUGAAGAAUAUUCUUUAAUCCAAGAAACGAUUGAAGAAAAAAAAGAGGAAGGGACGGGCACACUCAAGAAAGACAGGACGUUGUUACGAGACGAGAGGAAGAUGGAGAAGCUGAAGGCCAAGCUCCACACGGAUGACGACUUAAAUUGGCUAGAUCACAGCCGGACCUUCAGAGAGCAAGGGGUGGAUGAAAAUGAAACCUUGCUUCUUCGACGGAAGUUCUUUUACUCUGAUCAGAAUGUGGACUCAAGAGACCCCGUGCAAUUGAACUUGCUUUACGUCCAGGCUCGGGAUGACAUCCUGAAUGGCUCUCACCCUGUCUCCUUUGAGAAGGCAUGUGAGUUUGGUGGAUUUCAAGCCCAGAUACAGUUUGGACCUCACGUGGAGCAUAAACACAAGCCUGGGUUCUUAGAUCUAAAGGAAUUCCUACCAAAAGAAUAUAUCAAGCAGAGAGGAGCUGAGAAGCGGAUAUUUCAGGAACAUAAGAACUGUGGCGAGAUGAGUGAAAUAGAAGCCAAGGUCAAGUAUGUCAAACUCGCCCGGUCCCUCCGGACAUAUGGAGUCUCCUUUUUCCUGGUGAAGGAGAAAAUGAAAGGCAAGAACAAGCUGGUUCCCCGCCUCCUGGGCAUCACCAAGGAUUCUGUCAUGCGUGUGGAUGAGAAGACCAAGGAAGUGCUUCAGGAGUGGCCGCUCACCACAGUCAAGCGCUGGGCGGCUUCACCCAAGAGCUUCACACUGGAUUUUGGAGAGUACCAGGAAAGCUACUAUUCGGUACAAACCACAGAGGGGGAGCAAAUAUCCCAGCUGAUUGCAGGAUACAUUGACAUCAUCCUCAAAAAGAAACAAAGCAAAGAUAGAUUUGGGCUGGAAGGGGAUGAGGAGUCAACCAUGUUAGAAGAGUCAGUUUCCCCAAAAAAGUCUACCAUCCUGCAGCAGCAGUUCAACCGCACGGGGAAGGCAGAGCACGGCUCAGUGGCGCUGCCGGCUGUCAUGCGCUCUGGCUCCAGCGGGCCCGAGACUUUCAAUGUUGGUAGCAUGCCCUCACCACAGCAGCAGGUCAUGGUUGGACAGAUGCACCGAGGACACAUGCCUCCACUGACUUCGGCGCAGCAAGCCCUUAUGGGGACCAUCAACACAAGCAUGCAUGCUGUCCAGCAGGCUCAGGAUGACCUCAGCGAGCUGGACUCACUGCCACCUCUUGGACAAGACAUGGCAUCUAGGGUAUGGGUUCAGAACAAAGUGGAUGAAUCCAAACAUGAAAUCCACUCUCAAGUUGAUGCUAUCACAGCUGGGACAGCUUCAGUUGUCAACCUCACAGCUGGUGACCCCGCUGACACUGACUACACAGCCGUGGGCUGUGCAAUCACUACAAUCUCUUCCAACCUGACCGAAAUGUCCAAGGGUGUGAAGCUGCUGGCGGCCCUCAUGGACGACGACGUGGGCAGUGGGGAGGACCUUCUCAGAGCUGCCAGGACCCUCGCCGGGGCCGUGUCUGAUUUGCUGAAGGCCGUGCAGCCUACUUCUGGAGAGCCUCGACAGACUGUUUUGACUGCUGCAGGGAGCAUCGGCCAAGCCAGUGGCGAUCUUCUGAGACAGAUCGGAGAGAACGAGACGGAUGAGCGAUUCCAAGAUGUUUUAAUGAGUCUGGCGAAAGCUGUUGCCAAUGCGGCUGCCAUGUUGGUGCUCAAGGCGAAGAAUGUGGCCCAGGUGGCUGAAGACACCGUCCUACAGAACAGGGUGAUCGCUGCAGCCACCCAGUGUGCUCUCUCCACCUCCCAGCUUGUGGCGUGUGCCAAGGUCGUGAGUCCCACCAUCAGCUCUCCUGUGUGUCAGGAGCAACUGAUAGAGGCUGGGAAGCUGGUGGACCGCUCUGUGGAAAACUGUGUCCGUGCCUGCCAGGCAGCCACUGGCGACAGUGAGCUUCUGAAGCAGGUCAGCGCGGCGGCCAGCGUGGUCAGCCAGGCCCUGCACGACCUCCUGCAGCACGUGCGGCAGUUUGCCAGCCGCGGCGAGCCCAUCGGCCGUUACGACCAGGCCACCGACACCAUCAUGUGCGUCACCGAGAGCAUCUUCAGUUCCAUGGGUGAUGCUGGUGAGAUGGUGCGCCAAGCCCGGGUGCUGGCCCAGGCCACGUCCGAUCUUGUCAAUGCCAUGAGGUCAGAUGCAGAGGCUGAGAUCGACAUGGAGAAUUCCAAGAAGCUCCUCGCAGCUGCAAAGCUCUUGGCUGACUCCACAGCCCGCAUGGUGGAAGCUGCAAAGGUAAAGGCAUUUGGGGGCUGCAGCCAACCCGAGAAUGAAGACCAGCAACAAAGGCUGAGAGAAGCUGCCGAAGGUCUCCGAGUAGCCACCAACGCUGCUGCACAGAAUGCUAUUAAGAAAAAAAUUGUCAACCGGCUGGAGGUUGCAGCCAAGCAGGCUGCAGCUGCUGCCACGCAGACCAUCGCAGCCUCCCAGAAUGCAGCUGUCUCCAACAAGAACCCCUCAGCCCAGCAGCAACUGGUCCAGAGCUGCAAGGCAGUGGCCGAUCACAUCCCUCAGCUCGUGCAGGGGGUGAGAGGGAGCCAAGCUCAAGCAGAAGACCUCAGUGCUCAGCUGGCCCUCAUCAUCUCCAGCCAGAACUUCCUGCAGCCUGGAAGCAAGAUGGUGUCCUCUGCCAAGGCAGCAGUCCCCACUGUGAGUGACCAGGCCGCGGCCAUGCAGCUGAGUCAGUGUGCGAAGAACCUGGCGACCAGCCUGGCCGAGCUGCGCACCGCCUCGCAGAAGGCCCAUGAAGCCUGUGGUCCCAUGGAAAUCGAUUCUGCGCUAAACACAGUGCAGACUCUUAAGAAUGAGCUGCAGGAUGCCAAGAUGGCCGCUGCAGAAAGUCAACUGAAGCCACUUCCAGGAGAAACGCUAGAGAAGUGUGCUCAGGACCUGGGAAGCACCUCUAAGGGAGUGGGCUCCUCCAUGGCACAGCUCCUCACCUGCGCUGCUCAGGGCAACGAGCACUAUACAGGAGUGGCAGCUAGAGAAACAGCCCAAGCUCUGAAAACAUUGGCCCAGGCUGCCCGGGGAGUGGCUGCAUCCACAAAUGACCCCGAGGCUGCUCAUGCCAUGUUAGAUUCUGCUCGAGAUGUGAUGGAGGGAUCGGCCAUGCUCAUCCAAGAAGCCAAGCAGGCCUUAAUUGCACCUGGAGAUACAGAAAGUCAGCAGAGGCUAGCCCAGGUGGCCAAAGCUGUGUCUCACUCCUUGAAUAACUGCGUGAAUUGCCUCCCUGGCCAGAAGGAUGUGGAUGUGGCCUUGAAGAGCAUCGGGGAGUCCAGCAAGAAGCUGCUUGUAGAUUCGCUACCUCCCAGCACAAAGCCUUUCCAGGAAGCCCAGAGUGAGCUGAACCAGGCUGCUGCUGAUCUGAACCAGUCUGCUGGGGAGGUCGUCCACGCCACGAGGGGCCAGAGUGGAGAGCUGGCGGCCGCUUCUGGAAAGUUCAGUGAUGACUUCGAUGAGUUCCUGGAUGCUGGCAUUGAGAUGGCUGGCCAGGCACAGACGAAAGAAGAUCAGAUGCAAGUGAUAGGGAACCUUAAGAAUAUCUCUAUGGCAUCCAGCAAGCUGCUCUUAGCUGCCAAGUCUCUCUCUGUAGAUCCUGGAGCUCCCAACGCAAAAAAUCUUCUGGCUGCAGCUGCAAGGGCUGUCACAGAGAGCAUCAAUCAGCUCAUCAUGUUGUGUACCCAGCAGGCCCCGGGGCAGAAGGAGUGUGACAAUGCCCUGCGGGAGCUUGAGACUGUCAAGGGGAUGCUGGAAAACCCCAAUGAACCUGUGAGUGACCUCUCUUACUUUGACUGCAUUGAGAGUGUGAUGGAAAACUCCAAGGUUCUGGGCGAGUCAAUGGCAGGGAUUUCACAGAAUGCCAAGACUGGGGACCUCCCUGCCUUCGGGGAAUGUGUGGGGAUCGCAUCCAAGGCUCUCUGCGGGCUGACCGAGGCCGCGGCCCAGGCUGCGUACCUGGUUGGCAUCUCUGAUCCAAACAGCCAGGCAGGCCACCAAGGCCUGGUGGACCCCAUCCAGUUUGCCAGGGCCAACCAGGCGAUCCAGAUGGCAUGCCAAAACCUGGUGGACCCUGGCAGCAGCCCCUCGCAGGUUCUGUCGGCUGCCACCAUCGUUGCCAAGCACACCUCGGCCUUAUGCAACGCCUGCCGCAUCGCCUCAUCCAAGACGGCCAACCCUGUGGCCAAGAGGCACUUUGUCCAGUCAGCCAAGGAGGUCGCCAACAGCACCGCCAACCUGGUCAAGACCAUCAAGGCCCUGGAUGGGGAUUUCUCUGAAGACAACCGCAAUAAGUGUCGGAUUGCUACCACACCCUUGAUCGAAGCUGUGGAGAACCUGACCGCCUUUGCAUCAAACCCUGAGUUUGUCAGCAUCCCUGCUCAGAUCAGCUCUGAGGGCUCCCAGGCACAGGAACCAAUCUUGGUCUCAGCCAAGACCAUGCUGGAGAGCUCAUCAUACCUCAUCCGCACUGCACGCUCUCUGGCCAUCAAUCCCAAAGAUCCGCCCACCUGGUCUGUGUUGGCUGGACAUUCCCACACCGUGUCUGACUCCAUUAAGAGUCUCAUCACAUCUAUCAGGGACAAGGCCCCUGGGCAGAGGGAGUGUGACUACUCCAUCGAUGGCAUCAACCGCUGCAUCAGGGACAUUGAGCAGGCCUCCCUGGCGGCAGUCAGUCAGAGCCUGGCCACGAGGGACGACAUCUCUGUGGAGGCCCUGCAGGAGCAGCUGACCUCGGUGGUCCAGGAAAUCGGGCAUCUUAUUGAUCCCAUUGCCACAGCAGCUCGAGGGGAAGCUGCCCAGCUGGGACACAAGGUGACACAGUUGGCAGGCUACUUUGAGCCCUUGAUCUUGGCUGCAGUCGGUGUCGCCUCCAAGAUGCUGGACCAUCAACAGCAGAUGACAGUGCUGGACCAGACCAAGACCCUCGCAGAGUCCGCCCUGCAGAUGCUGUACGCAGCCAAAGAAGGUGGAGGAAACCCCAAGGCACAGCACACCCACGAUGCCAUCACGGAGGCUGCACAGCUGAUGAAGGAAGCUGUGGACGACAUGAUGGUGACACUGAAUGAGGCCGCCAGCGAAGUGGGGCUGGUGGGUGGCAUGGUGGAUGCCAUUGCAGAGGCCAUGAGCAAGCUGGAUGAAGGCACACCUCCAGAACCAAAGGGAACAUUCGUUGACUACCAGACAACCGUGGUUAAAUACUCCAAAGCUAUUGCCGUCACGCUCAGGAAAUGGUCUCAUUCAAUGACUAAGUCGGUUACUAACCCGGAGGAGUUGGGAGGCCUGGCUUCACAAAUGACCAGUGACUAUGGGCACCUGGCUCUCCAGGGCCAGAUGGCAGCAGCCACCGCCGAACCAGAGGAGAUCGGAUUCCAGAUUCGCACACGUGUGCAGGACCUGGGUCAUGGCUGUAUCUUCCUGGUGCAGAAGGCGGGGGCCCUCCAGGUGUGCCCCACAGACAGCUACACCAAGCGGGAGCUGAUCGAGUGUGCCCGUUCCGUCACUGAGAAGGUAUCAUUGGUGCUGUCCGCCCUCCAGGCCGGAAACAAGGGGACCCAGGCCUGCAUCACGGCUGCUACUGCGGUGUCUGGGAUCAUUGCCGACCUGGACACCACCAUCAUGUUUGCGACGGCAGGGACACUGAAUGCAGAGAAUGGCGAGACCUUUGCAGAUCACAGGGAGAACAUUCUGAAGACGGCCAAGGCCUUGGUGGAAGACACGAAGCUGCUGGUGUCAGGGGCCGCCUCCACUCCAGACAAGCUGGCCCAGGCAGCUCAGUCCUCUGCAGCGACCAUCACCCAGCUUGCCGAGGUGGUCAAGCUGGGGGCCGCCAGCCUGGGCUCCAAUGACCCUGAGACCCAGGUGGUACUGAUAAAUGCCAUCAAAGACGUGGCCAAGGCCCUUUCUGAUCUCAUUGGUGCUACCAAGGGAGCUGCCAGCAAGCCAGCCGAUGACCCCUCCAUGUACCAGCUCAAAGGAGCCGCCAAGGUGAUGGUGACCAACGUCACCUCUCUUCUGAAGACAGUGAAGGCAGUGGAAGAUGAGGCCACCCGGGGCACAAGGGCGCUCGAGGCUACCAUCGAGUACAUAAAGCAGGAACUCACGGUAUUCCAAUCAAAAGACAUACCUGAGAAGACAUCAUCGCCCGAAGAAUCAAUAAGAAUGACGAAAGGAAUCACCAUGGCAACAGCCAAAGCCGUGGCAGCUGGGAAUUCAUGUAGACAGGAGGACGUGAUUGCAACCGCCAAUCUGAGCAGGAAGGCUGUCUCAGAUAUGUUGACAGCUUGCAAGCAAGCAUCCUUCUAUCCUGAUGUCAGCGAAGAGGUACGAACUAGAGCCUUGCGGUAUGGCACAGAAUGCACCCUGGGCUACCUGGACCUUCUGGAACACGUCUUGGUGAUCCUUCAAAAGCCGACCCCAGAACUCAAGCAUCAGCUGGCUGCUUUCUCCAAGAGAGUCGCCGGCGCUGUCACGGAGCUCAUCCAGGCCGCGGAAGCCAUGAAAGGAACAGAGUGGGUGGAUCCAGAAGACCCAACCGUCAUUGCAGAAACAGAAUUACUGGGAGCUGCGGCGUCCAUUGAAGCUGCCGCCAAGAAGUUAGAGCAGCUGAAGCCGAGAGCAAAACCAAAGCAAGCAGACGAGACCCUGGAUUUUGAAGAACAGAUCUUAGAAGCUGCUAAAUCCAUUGCUGCUGCCACAAGUGCCCUGGUCAAAUCAGCCUCAGCAGCCCAAAGGGAGCUGGUGGCCCAAGGCAAGGUGGGCUCCAUCCCUGCCAACGCUGCUGACGAUGGACAGUGGUCCCAGGGGCUGAUCUCUGCUGCCCGGAUGGUGGCGGCAGCAACCAGCAGUCUCUGUGAGGCAGCCAAUGCCUCUGUUCAGGGACAUGCCAGCGAGGAAAAGCUCAUCUCAUCUGCUAAGCAGGUCGCAGCUUCGACCGCUCAGCUGCUGGUGGCCUGCAAGGUGAAGGCCGACCAGGAUUCAGAGGCCAUGAAGCGGCUACAGGCAGCAGGAAAUGCCGUGAAAAGAGCCUCAGACAAUCUUGUCCGUGCAGCCCAGAAGGCAGCCUUCGGCAAAGCUGAUGAUGAUGAUGUUGUUGUGAAAACCAAGUUUGUGGGAGGCAUCGCUCAGAUCAUCGCAGCCCAGGAAGAGAUGCUCAAGAAAGAACGAGAGCUGGAGGAAGCCAGGAAGAAGCUGGCCCAGAUCCGCCAGCAGCAGUAUAAGUUCUUACCCACGGAGCUGAGGGAAGAUGAGGGCUAAUGCCUGCCCAUGAUGGCGAGCCCCGGGAGGUGGCGCCCCUCCCCUCCCCAACAAGAACUGGACAGCGCAGUGUUCCCAAGGGCCAGGUACUUCCUGGAAAACUGCUGGCCCUCCACCUGGAGUCUCUUUCUCACUUCUCGGUCCUGUUACCAUCGGCUGCAUGAUCAUGAUCUCACGCGGUACAGUGUCCCACCCACAGCUCCUCCAGCUCCCCUCGUGCCUCGCUUUAUCUCAGGAGAGAGGGGCGCACCUUUCAUGGACUGUUACCAAAAAGAGAAAAGUCAGUAUUAUGUCAUUCUCAGACACUCUAGUCUUUGUCCUACAAGACUGCUCCAGGGCCUCUUUGUGACAUCACACUAGGAAAAGAACAACAACAACAAUAAUAAUAAUGGCUCACGGGCAUCAUCUGUAUCGUGGACACAGCUACUCUCUCUCUAGAGAGAGAAGGCGGAAGCUGCAGUUGGACACUGUUAGUAAAGCCAGAAACCCUCCCUGGCGGACUCUGGGGUCUAGAGUCACAGAGGUCCUUGUAAGUGUGGAGCACUGAUUUGCCCGCGGGGGUGAAGAACCCCUUUCCCAUUUGCACGCUUUCCUUGCCUCAGUGUGUAAGCUCCUUGUACAAUCUACACCCAUCUUGUAUUCUGUGGCCCAGAAAAAUGGAAGUUAUUAUUUUUUUUUUCCUCUCCGUAAUCCAAAGGGCAGAGUUGUGGAAAGUGGUCAGGGUUAGGUGGGCAGGGGCCAGAAUAAAAUCCUGGGCUCCUUAACUCUGCAAGGCUGUUUCGGUUCAUGCAAAUGAACACACACAAGCUGUGUCCCUGAUGGUCCUCAGUGCAGCGCCCCCUGGAGGAAGAGUCAGGCGGGACUUAGGCAGGAAUGAGGAGCCUCCCACCUUCAAGCCCCAUGAUCAGGUUCUGUGUUCUUAGGAGGGUCCAGGUUCAAGAUGGAAAGCUGGCUGUUUAGAACUGUCACUGGUCUUCCAGCCCAAGAUGGUAUUUCCUACCCUGUAUCUUAAUAUUCCCAAAAUCUGAAAGGACCCUCUAGUCAACAUGGACCUCUGUGAUUAGCAUUGCUUAUUGUCACAUGGGUGUUUUCACAGUACGUCAUUUGGGUGCUGCACCUCCGGUCCUUCAGAUUUCUUCCCCUCAUGCCUUUCCUUUUCAGGGCCCUCUUCUGGAAAGAACGUCAUAGAUCCCUGAGUUUACAUUUGCUCUGAGCCUCUACCUAAGAUGAUGGAUGAAGGAUGAACGGCCUAUGGCCAAGGGCCCAAUACCAAGCACCAGUAUAUGUGAAUGAAUUUAUAAAGGGAAAAUAAGAGUUAGCAGAGCAUGCUGGGGCUGUAGCUCUGCUCGGUGUGGUGGCAUGUGUCUCUAGUCCCAGCCCUGGGGAGAUGAAGGCAGGAGAAUCAAAAGUUCAAGAUGAUCCUUGGCUACAGAGGAAGUUAGAGACCAGCUUUAGCUGCAUGAGACCCUGUCUCCAGAAGGAGGAAAAGGAUAAUAGAGGCAUAUGGUUUUCAAGACUGACGGCUGCAGAAAGCAGGCCUUCCCCUCAUUAGUGAGACGAUGCCAGAACCAGAUUGUGAGUGGCACUCACCACUUAGAUCCAGAUUUCUACCAAAGAGGAAAUACUGGUACUCUGGUUGAAAAAAAAAAAAAAGAAAGAAAGAAAAGAAAAGAGUCGACCUUCAACCCUGCCAGAAGAGUCUUCUGUGCUGCAGUUUUAAAACAGGAUUAAAUUCUGACAGUUUCCCGAAUGUAUAGAGAUGUGUAAGUGCCUCACAAAGGGAUUCUUCUCAGACAGGUAGAAGGCUAUACAAAGUGUGGUGUGAUUGGGAAGCAAAUGGAGAACGCAUAUGGAGGGAAUGAGGGUGUGCAGGCAUCCAGUCCAAUAGAGGAGGCCUGCUGCGGAGCCCUGGAUGCUCACGGGAAAGCGGGUGGUCUUGCUUACCAUCUUUGAGUGUGACUCUUCAUGUCUCUGCUGGGUGCUUUCCAAAACGAUGAAGUCAGACCCCGAAGUUCAUGGUUAAGGUGGGAGAAUGUCCUCACGUAGUGGGACAGGAGGCCUCCCUGCAGCCAGCUCACCCUCUGUCCUGUAGGUAUGCUUCCGGGGCAGCUGCUCCUCAUCCCUCUUACACCUGUCCCUUGUCACAUUGGACUUUCCAGGGGGCAGGGCAGGAACAGACAGUGAGUUCUCUGUCCUUGCCCCAGGGUUGUUAAAAACCUUCACAGAAGUGGAUACCGGAGAAAAGUCCCUAACACAUGCAAAGGGCUGCCCUUUCCCUCUGUAAGGAGUUUCAGGAGAACGGGAGUCCUGCCCUCCUGUCUGGAGAGGUGUACCCCCAGGACUUUAGGGGAAGGUGGUUCCCAGGCAUCACCUGCCAUGGUCCCGUGUCUCACCUGUCCCUUGCUUGCCCAUGUUGCAUCCGUGUAUGCCAAUGUCCUUGUGGCUGGCUGGGCCUCUCUCUCCUCGUUUCAUAAAAUGGAUGAAAUACUAGACUAUGGGCAUUGCAUAAUAAAUGCUGCUGGUGGUGUCCCCAGAGGCACUGAGGGGACUCUGGCUCCUAAGGGAGAAAGAAUGCAGAUGCAGUGAGUUGCAUUUUGGAGUAGUUUCAAGGCAAAAGUGGCCCAAGGCCUGGAGCAUGAAAUGUAUCCCUCUGUGUGUGAGAGGGAGACUAGGUAUGCAGAUGGGUGCUCUCCUGCCUCUAUCCCAGAAGGGAAGGGAAGCUGAUGUUGGGUUUGGAAUCCUUAGACUCAUCUUUCUAUCCAGAAUUUGCAUUCUUGAUGAUCAAAGCGAGGAUGUGCCUGGUGGCUGGGAAAUUGCAUCUAGCUCACUUCUGCCUUUCAGAAGUCUUUAGAUCAGGAUGCAAAAGCCAUGUUUGGUCAGACAGCCCUGGGCAACGCUUCCACUGGCCAGUUGGGGGUAGUCUUGGAAGUCAUCAUAAACAGAUACUGAAGACCUGGCCAGGCUGCCAGUUGUCACUGUGGUUUUCAGAGGCAGCUGCCCAGGCUUCCUUCUGUGCACAGCCUUUCAGGACUAAGCCACCGGCAGAUCUGCUGGCAUAUACUCCUAAUCCAGAAAAGCCCCUAAGCUUCUCGUCAGACUCAUCCGCUUGUCUUCUGCGUACUCUGCCAGCUGGUGAGAGUGUGGCCAACUGAAACCACCCCCUGAUUUGUUGAAAACUGCACAACCAGGUGUGACGGCAUACAUUUACAAUCCCAGCACUUGGGAGGUGGAGGCAGGAGGAUCACAAGUUUAAGGUCAGCCUGGGCUGGGUAGCAAGAUCCUGUCUCAGAAAACCAAAGGCUAGUGGGUGUAGCUUAGUGUUAGAAUGCUUGCCUAGUAAGUGCAAGGUCCUGGGUUUGUUCCCAGCAACACACAAAGUAUAGCCAAAAUAUACCGCCUCCUAAAAGAAUGUAUUUAAUCCCCCCUCCUCAGUGACUCCAGAACCAAAACCUUACGAAGGAACCAGGGCAGAGGUGGUAAGACAUGCUCUCUGUUCCCCCUCUUUCCUCACUGGCAAGUGGUCCCCCAAAUCUCCCUGAGCUCUGGGCUACAGCAACACUUCUGGGACUUAUGGCUGAAGAUCCCAGCACAGAUUGUCUGUGUGCUCUGCUCAAACCCCCUGUGACUGAGGGGACGAAUACCUGUAAGAGAUUCAGGAAAUGUAAGGAACAGGAAGGAAACGUCCACUUUCAGGCUGAGAGGCCACAGUUCCCAGAGUCCUGAAAGCCAGAGGUCUUGGGGGCCGUGGGCAGCUCAGGUCUUACGCUCUGCCCACAGGGUCAGCAGCCUCUGCUAGAGAAAGCAUCUUCUGCAAAUCCCGACACCGCUGUUCCAUUGCUCUGAGCAUGUGCUUGGUGUGUUGAGGUUGGUCAUUGGGAAUGAGCAUGAAGACAGACCUUCUGUUAGUCUGCAAAGACCAUGAAGAGCUGAUGUUUUUCUGUGGUCCAGGCUAGGUUCUAUCUGGUCUUCCCUGGAAUCCAGCUCCCUGCCUACCAGGGAGCAACAGCAUGCAACCCCCUCUGCAGCCAUGUCCACCAGAAGACAGGAAAGAGAAGCUCUGCCCUUGUCAUAAUGUUUAAUCACAUAAAUUAAUUUAUCUAAUCACAUAAAUUAUUUUUUUUAUUCAUCAGAAAUAAACUUUUAAAGGAAUGAA